Molecule: messenger RNA, 1248 nt
Organism: Vigna umbellata (rice bean)
Lineage: Eukaryota; Viridiplantae; Streptophyta; Magnoliopsida; Fabales; Fabaceae
Source: RefSeq, a predicted model, not a curated record
AACACUUCAACCCUACCAAAGCAAAACUCUCUAUAUAUCACCCAAACAUCCCUAUGUCUCUUUCUUUCUCUCCAUCACAAACACAAACCCAACAACACCCUUUCUUCUUUCAAACCUUUUAUUUCUUCACCUUAUAUUAUCACAUCUAUUAAUCUUCCACACACAUAUCAUAUUCAUAUAGCCAUAUUUAUUGCAUGGACUGUUGAGAUGUCUCGCACGUGCUCACAGUGCGGGAACAACGGCCACAACUCAAGGACAUGCACCGACGGUGGUGCUGCUGUUUCCGGGGGCUCGUCUCCCCGGGAGAGCGGCUUCAUGCUGUUUGGCGUGCGAGUCACCGAAGGAAUUUCCUCCUUCAGGAAGAGCGCUAGCAUGAACAACCUCUCUCAAUAUGACGCCGAUUCCAACACAGCCGACGCCGGGUACGCCUCCGACGACGUCGUUCACGCCUCCGGUCGCGCGCGCGAGCGCAAGCGAGGUGUUCCUUGGACGGAGGAAGAGCACAGACUGUUCCUGUUAGGGUUGCACAAAGUUGGAAAGGGAGAUUGGAGAGGAAUUUCUAGAAACUUCGUCAAAACUCGCACGCCAACUCAGGUCGCCAGUCACGCUCAGAAGUACUUCCUCCGUCGCCACAACCAGAACCGCCGCCGCCGGAGAUCUAGCCUCUUUGACAUCACUACCGAUACGGUGAUGGAGUCUUCUACUAUAAUGGAAGAAGAACAAGUUCAGCAGGAAACGGCGGCGCUGACUAUCCCCGCAGCAUAUCCGCCGUCGCAUUACGGCGGUUUCCCUGGCGCAGGUUUUCCGAUGAGUCUAUCUCCAGUGGUUUUACCGGCGAGCAGUGAGAGGCUAGCCAAGCCGAUUAGGCCGACGCCGAUUUUGCCGGUCCCACCGUCGUCGAAGAUGGCUAGUUUGAACUUGAAAGAGAAAGCUUCUCCGACUAAUCUCAUAGAGCCUUUACCGUUGUCGUUGAAUCUGCCAUCGCCGACGCCGCGGUCACAGGAUCAGUCACCGGCGAGUAGUGACCACUCAUCGCCGUCGUCGUCAUCAUCGGCUUUUCAGGCGAUUUCUGCUGGGAAGUUCGGCGGCGGUGGGGACAGUAUCAUCAGCGUUGCUUGAAAAGAAGGAAACCUAAAAAAAUUAGCGUCAUUAAGUUACUAUUAAGCAAGUACGGUCGUGGAUAAUUUGAAUAUGUAAAUUAAUUUUACAAAGUCGGAGAUGUAUCCAAGAGGGGGAAAAUUGAAGAUA